Molecule: messenger RNA, 2519 nt
Organism: Somion occarium
Lineage: Eukaryota; Fungi; Basidiomycota; Agaricomycetes; Polyporales; Cerrenaceae
Source: the annotation of a GenBank genome assembly
GCACUCACCUGCUACUCUCCAGCCUACUGUACACCAUCCUAAUCUUCACAUACUAAUCACCCUCUAUCAUAUUGAUGUCUUAAUACGUUGCUCGCUGGUCGACCAUAUUUUCAACAUGCGGCUCCCGAAAUUGGUCUCGCAGUUCUUCCACCGUCGCUCAAAGUCUGAUACACACCUAAUCCUUCAUCGUGCACCCAAACCUCCACAAGCUCCUAUUCGCCCUGUCUCUACGUCGUUUCUGGACAAUUGGACUCUCGAUAAUGAAGCCCUUGUUACUUCUGGGGCUGCUUUCAUGUCUGAAAUCUUAGGCAGUAUCUCUACCGAACCUGUCACCCUUAUGGCACCGCCGCCUACGGUGGCACCCUCUGCACUCUGCCUGCCAGCUGCUGAGGCCAUUACUGUGAACGACAACCUGGAGACUGGCCCAUGGCUUGCCCAAGCAUUCUCGCGUGAAUCGGUCAUUUCGUUGCAGGACCCCGUUCAAGAACUCGAAGUCAACUUCAACUCCGAGCGGGAAGCGAAUAUGCGCCUUGAAAAUCUGGUCUUAUCUCUCGAGUCCGCUUUAAAAGCCGAAAGAGAAGCACACUUGGAAACUCUCGAAGUGAAUAAACUUCUCUCAAGCGAAGUCACCGAACUCCAAGCGGAUGUCAUAAACGUACGCGGCGAACUUUUCGCUGUCCUCAAGCAACAGCUACGUUCCUCACCAAGUGGAGACAAAGAUAUCUUGUCCAUCAAAGGAGAGAAUGCACGGUUACGCAAGUUCGCCUCACUUAUGGUCACCGCGUCUGCUCACAAACCAGUCUUGGAACUCGCCUUCCGACGUACACUGGACGGAGAAGACCCUGAAGAAGCAGUCGUCCAUGCAAUCAAAGACGAGAUGGACAAUAUGGGUAGCGUCUGGCGCGCGUUACUUGAACCUAUUGUUGGUCAACGGAGUCCAGAUGACUAUCUGGCUCAAGUUGAUUGUACACUGAAAGCCCGACGGGAAGCUCGCGACUGGCGGAAGAAAGCUAGGUUCUGGAAGAACAGUGCCAAGGAAGGAGAAAGACAUGCUGCUACUGUCACGCCGUCCGUUUCUGCGCUGUCGGACGUUGUGGACGAACUUCCUCCGGAGCGGCAGAAAGUCGUGGAUGAGAUGUUAGCCAAGCUCCGCAACGGCACUCUCCCGCUGAAGAGACAAACUUUGGUUCGUCAGAGUUCUGUCUCUACGUCAAGGUCAGCCUUAGAAGGACCGCCUAUUUCCCCGGACCCUCGAGUAGUUCAAAAACGAAGCAGUCGACCGCCGUCUGCUGUUGUCUCCGUCCCAACCCCACUUUCACCAAUCACAGAGUCAACGACCGAAAUCGAACCGAUUCCUUUAGCAUCUUUGAAGACGGCUCCGGCUCCUACUACAACAGACGAGCUUCCAGCGAUGACUACUACGCCUUCACAUUCAGUACCCUCCUUGCGCCCACGAUCUGUGUCCCUUCCCUUGUCUGUGUCUACAUACAACAACCUCGCUCCACUCGCCAGCAUCUCUUUCCGCGAAAGUCACUCCAUCAAAAGUGUGAAGAGUGUCUCGACUCGCAGGCAUAGCAUUGCUUCUCUUCGAGUACUUACACCGUCGGCGUCCUCGGCGUCUCAGGAUAGCCAGGCGUCGAAGAAGUCCGCCCGGAGGAGAGUCAAGGUCCUUGCUGUGUCGGUUUCGAAGAAGUCUGUGGAUGACGACGUGCAGACCUCUCCCAGUAAUAAUGAUCUUCCAAAGACUGAAGCUGAAGGUUCACCUACGCCCGUGCCUAUGGAGUCUAUUCCUGUUGAGGAGGCGAAGCAAGACUUAGGUUCUUCGGGUCAAGAGUCAUCUCGUAUCGCAUCGCUUUCGUCCUCUGUGAGAAGCGCAAGUACGACGCGACCUUCAGUCUUCAAUAGCAAACGACGCUCCUCAUCCUCAACAUCAACGUCGACUGCUUCUUCUCCGCCUACCACUCCCAUCAAGUCAUUCUUCACGUCCAAGCACUCCACACCCUUCAGAUUCUCAACGCCAACCAAGCUUCGCCGCAACACCCCUCCCAGCCCACUCUCAACACCACCAGCUACUACUACAAGCCCAUCCAAGAAGUCUCCAUCCAAGCUACCCGUUCUGAAGAUGACCUCGAUUCCUCGAUCUAUUCGUAGAAUGUCUAUAUCGAAGCCGGUGUUGAUGGAUACGACAAAUGCUGCUGCUUCUAUCCCUGAGGGCGAUGGUGUGGUGUUUAGGAGGAAAGGGCAGAAUGUGGAUAUGGGGAAGGUGGGAAAGAUGGGGAAGGAUGUGAAGAGUACUAGUGUGAAGGGUACCAGUAAGCAACAGGUGCUUUCGCCGAAGCGACUCGGAAAGCAAGUGGGAGGUUUGAGGAAUGUCAGAAGCUGAGGUUUUACAUAGACCUUGGCUUGAUUGCGAGACUGUUGUAGAAUACUGAAUCUCGUAUCAUCGAGUCUGCCUUCUAUCCAAUCGUCUCAGGCUCUAUAUAAUGCAUGUGCUGAUGAGUAUCCACGAAUGUGCCCAU